AGCUCGGUUUGGUUUAACCACAGUCUGCGUUCGCUGCUGGUCGCCAGGAAGGUCAGGGUCAGCAAAUAUGUCUCUUCUAAUGAGAUUUUUCACUUUAGUUGUCAACGUGCUCUGCCUGCCCCUUCAUGUGAUACACGCCGUCGGCCUGUAUGAAAUAUACAAACGUGUCUUCCCAAUUUGUCUGUACCGGAUUUCUAUAACGUACAACAAGAAAAUGCACGACAAGAAGAAGGAGCUGUUUCGCAGUCUGCCAGAGUUCAUCAAGCCUGGCGGACAGCUAACACUUUUGGAAAUCGGCUGCGGCACCGGCACAAAUUUUGAGUUUUAUCCGCCCGGUUGCAAGGUGAUCUGCACUGAUCCGAAUCCUCAUUUCCAGAAAUAUCUGGAUAAAAGCAUGGGCGAAAAUGACCACCUCACAUUUGAGAGAUUUGUGGUGGCAUCGGGGGAAGAUAUGGGGUCAGUUGAGGACGGAUCGGUAGACGUUGUUGUCUGCACCCUGGUGUUGUGCUCUGUCAACAGCAUACCGCAAACUCUGCGAGAGGCGCACCGUAUCCUGCGGCCAGGUGGAGCCUUCUUCUUCUUAGAGCAUGUCGUUGCAGACGCCUCAACUUGGGCAUACUUCUUCCAGCACGUUCUUCAGCCUGCAUGGUACUAUUUCGGUGAUGGAUGCGAGGUCACCCGUGACACGUGGAAACAUCUGGAGGCAGCUGGAUUCUCUGAACUCAAACUGAGACACAUUCAAGCUCCAUUCCUGUUCUUAAUCAAACCGCACAUUGUAGGCUAUGCUGUAAAAUAAACUGAGUCAAAUUAGCUUUGUAGUAAGCCGACCUCACAACUAGUGUGUGAAUAUGCCAAUCACUUAAUGCCUCUCCUCUCCAUUGUCAUGUGAUUGAUCACCAGUGAUAGAGAUAAUAGUCACUUUGAUACUAAUUUUAUUUUUCUACUGAAAGAAACUUUCAGUGUUUAUGUUUCGGUAAGACAAAUGAUGUUAACACGUUGAAUAAGCACCUUACAUAGACAGCACACAAUAUUGAUUUUGUAUAUUGAUAAGGUUAAAAAAUGUCUUAUGUUUUUUUAUCUCUGUCCUUCAUUCCUCACUCCCAAAUUGCUUGCUAAUAAAUCAAUCUAAUACUGCCGUAGAGAAGUGCUCUCUGUCAGAGUUUAUCUGUGUGCUACUGCUGUAUUGACAGUAUUUGUAGACUGCCUUUGAUGAUCUGACACCUAUGUACAUUUUGUUGUGAUUAAAGUGAUUCUGUCAAAAUGUUAGUGAUUAAAGAGUUGAA
This is a messenger RNA of Seriola dumerili (greater amberjack), 1283 nucleotides long. RefSeq names its product methyltransferase-like protein 7A. The coding region runs from base 68 to 796 and encodes 242 amino acids. NCBI's taxonomy places the organism in Eukaryota, Metazoa, Chordata, Actinopteri, Carangiformes, Carangidae. The record is from RefSeq and is a predicted model, not a curated record. The transcript has 2 exons. Gene Ontology annotation, molecular function: S-adenosylmethionine-dependent methyltransferase activity.